UUAAUCUCCCUCCUCAAUAUCCAUUUUGAUAUUCCAUUCAAACAGAUAGAUUCCAGAAGAAAAAACAGAGAAAAACAGAUAUGCAAUCUGCAAAAGAGAAGCUUAGUAACAUGGCCAGUGCUGCCAAAGAGCACCUCAACAUCUAUAAAGCCAAAGUUGAAGAAAAGGUAGAGAAAGCAGGGGCAAGAACAGAGGAGGAGAAGAAGAUAGUAGAAGAACGUAAAAAAGCAAAAGAAGCUGAGGCAAAAAUGGAGUUGCAUGAGGCCAAAGCAAAGCAUGCAGCUGAGAAAUUAGGAGCCAAGCAAUCCCACCUUUAUGACCAGGUCCCCCAUCGCCAUGGUCACCAUCCUCUGGGAACAUCAAAACCAAAGGUUGGAUCCAGUGUUCCAACAACUCCUUUAGGGAAGCACCCUCCGGGAACCUACCAAAUGUAGACAGCUGCUAAUCAUUUUCUCACAGUUUUACUUCUAUUUUUAAGUGCUAUAAUACAGUUUUGAUAUAUAUAUAACAAGGCAUUUACAAGCAAAACACAUUUCUGGCAGUCUCUAUAAAAAUAGGAUAUACCAAUUUGAUUGGUAUUCUGAUAUAUGCUUGUCCACGAUAUUCUGGUAGGACCUAUCCAUCACAUCCUGAUAUUAAAAUGAUUAUAUAAAUAUAUAUGUAGUUUUGUU
Messenger RNA from Ziziphus jujuba (common jujube), 671 nucleotides. Its product is annotated as late embryogenesis abundant protein 6. Gene Ontology annotation, biological process: embryo development ending in seed dormancy. The record is from RefSeq and is a predicted model, not a curated record. The transcript is spliced from 2 exons. The coding region runs from base 81 to 434 and encodes 117 amino acids. NCBI's taxonomy places the organism in Eukaryota, Viridiplantae, Streptophyta, Magnoliopsida, Rosales, Rhamnaceae.